AUGAACUUGGUACUGGCUUAUUGCCGUUGGUUUCAAGGAUUAGUGGAGACGAUUGGAGGCAGUGUCAGGAAGAGGAAAGAUGGGUUUUCAUUGAGAAGUGCAGAUAAUCAAGGAGAGUUGGGUUUCAUUCAGAUUCGAAAAUGCAGAGAAGAGCUUGAGCUUAAAGAUGGAAAUACAGGGGAGAAGAAUCUUAAAAAGGAGAUCACCUUUUACAAAAGUCCAAACAAAAAGACGAAUCUAUCAUUCCCAUUGCUUUCCCUGUCUUCAAUCUUCAUUGUUUUUCUUGUUCUCAACUCAUUUGGUCAUGGUGCAAAUGGUGAUUUAAUCAGUAUUUUAUGUAAGAAUGCAUCAACUAGGGAUCCCCAACUCAAGUAUGAUUUCUGUGUUGCAUCUCUUUCAGCAAACCCUGCAAGUAAACCUGCUCGUGAUCUUGUAGAACUUGGAGUAAUAUCAAUGCGAACAUGUCUAAAAAAAGCAAGAUCUAUUCAUUCUUAUAUUGCUCAAAUUUUGGAAGAUGGGAAAGAAGUACCAGCAGCAAAGCCAUGUUUAGAAGAUUGUUUAGAUCUUUACUCGGAUGCACCUGAUUCUAUUCCAAAGGCUGUCCAGUACUUUAAGGAUAAAGACUAUAGCAGUGCUAAUAUAGAAAUGAGUGCUGCCAUGGAUGCUUCGGUUACUUGUGAAGAUGGGUUUACGGAAGUUGUUAGUCAACAUUUGAUUUCUCCAUUGACCAAACAAGAUGGUGACUUUUUUCAGCUAACUGCUAUUUCUCUUGCCAUUACUAAUAUGGUUUAG
Molecule: messenger RNA, 792 nt
Organism: Papaver somniferum (opium poppy)
Lineage: Eukaryota; Viridiplantae; Streptophyta; Magnoliopsida; Ranunculales; Papaveraceae
Product: putative invertase inhibitor
Exons: 2
Coding region: 1-792 (263 amino acids)
Molecular function (GO): enzyme inhibitor activity
Source: RefSeq, a predicted model, not a curated record